This is a messenger RNA of Episyrphus balteatus (marmalade hoverfly), 920 nucleotides long. It is a transcript of the gene mex1, whose product is annotated as protein midgut expression 1. The record is from RefSeq and is a predicted model, not a curated record. Bases 226 to 477 code for a protein of 83 amino acids. NCBI's taxonomy places the organism in Eukaryota, Metazoa, Arthropoda, Insecta, Diptera, Syrphidae. The transcript is spliced from 2 exons.
AACUCUUAAAACGUCUUGUUGAAGUUGAUAGUGACGUUGGACACAAGAGGUGUGAAAACCAUUUAGUAUUUCAUUAACAUUCGAACGAAGUAGUUGUGUUUUGUUUAUUCAAAAUAAAACAAAACUUUUAAAAAUUUUCUGUUACAUUCAUAAUACAGAAAAUUGUAAUUCAAGGAUUCAUUACUAAAAUUUACAAACGACCUUUAAAACAAAAAUAGUAACAAAAUGUGUAACGCUCUAUGGGAAUGUCUUAAGUGCCCGGCCAAAGUGGUCUGUUGUUGCUGCAAAUGUGCCUGCAGUAUGCUAUUGGGAAUAUUUGGUCUUAUUAUCCUUCUAAUCAUUAUAGGUCUUAUAAUUUACUUUACUGUUUUCUACAAGAGGAACGAUGAUGGUACAAUAGAGGUUGCAACAGCUAAAGCCCUUAUGUCUGUUGUUACACCUGCAACAUUUAAAGACUUCUUUCACAAGGCACAAUAAAUUGUGACAACAAAGAGAUGUUUUAAAGUGACUUAUAGUUUAGUUAAAUAGGAUUUAAUUGUUAAGUCAAAUCUUAGGCAAACUAUUAAAAUUCAAACCCAAUUGGCUAUAUAGACUUUCAAAAAUACACAUUUAUAGUGUAAUUUUUCAGUAUUCAUUUUCCAAAGUUUGCAAGGAUUUGUAGAUUUCAGCUUUAAGAACAAAUUAUUGUUACUUUCUUUAUUUAUAAAAAAAUAUACUUUUAUUUUAUUUAGGAACAAUUUGUUUGUUGUACAUUUUUUAACGGUCUUAAAAUCGAAGCUUUUAGCUCAAGUCCUAAGAUCUCACUCAUCUCAUUAGUCUCAUUGGGAUUUUUCAGCAAAAUUACUAAAUUUUUUAUAUGAGGGAAUUCUCUGAGAUCUUAGAAACUUGAGCCAGCUUAGUGACAAAAUCAUUUUUUUUUU